AUGACAGGAUACGACAAGUUGAUAAAUGCUUUGAGCAUACAGAAUGACUCCGAUUACAACACAUUGACUGGAAAUAACAAAAUCGACAAACAAGCAACAACAACAACAACAACGAGAACGACAACAACGCCAGCAUCAACAAUAGGGGAGGAAAAAUCCAAGUCGGGUGACCCACGCUUUUCAACUACAGAUGGUUUUCAACCCAUUAAUUCUGAUUUGUACUCUCUUCCACCAAUUAGUCCUACAAUGGCUGCACAAAAGCCAUGGAAAACCGAUGCAAAGUAUUUCAGCAAAUGCAAGAUUUCAUCACUUGCCCUACUCAAAAUGUGCGUUCAUGCGCAAAGAGGAGGGUCAAUUGAGGUAAUGGGGAUGUUGGUAGGUAAAGUAGUUGAUAGAACCAUUGUGGUAAUGGACACUUAUCGACUACCCGUGGAAGGAACUGAGACCAGAGUCAACGCGCAAGGAGAAGCUUACGAAUAUAUGGUGCAAUACUUGGAUUUAAAUAAAAAAGCAGGCGAGGGAAAUUCAACAGAACAGGGACAGGGACAGAGACGGAAGAAGAGAGAUGAAAACAUUGUUGGAUGGUACCAUUCACACCCUGGGUAUGGGUGCUGGCUUAGUGGGAUAGAUGUGAGUACACAAGCGUUAAACCAGAAUUUCCAAGACCCAUACUUGGCGAUAGUUGUUGAUCCUGUAAAGACCUUAAAACUGGGAAAGGUUGAUAUUGGUGCAUUCCGUACAUUGCCAGAUGGCUAUAUGGAGAAUGUAUCAGGAACUACAGGUUUGGGUUCAGCAUCAACUUCAGCUGUGUCAAAGUCAUCAAAGUUACAAAGAUUGCCCAAAUCUAAGCGUGCUGAAUUUGGAAGUCACGCAAAUCAGUACUACUCGUUAGACGUGGAGAUAUUUGAGAGCCCAUACGAUCAUGAAAUGUUGCAGCUAUUGGCAAACGAUGAUAAUGCUGCAUGGAUGAAGUUAAUUUCAGUUGAUAUAAAACCCGAGAUAAAAGCUUUCAAUACAGGAGAUCUCAAAUUUCUAAACUACUUGAGCAAUUUCCAAGUUGUUGAUGAUGGAACAAGCCAAGACGAAGAAAUUGUUGAUAUCAUCAAAAAGCUUGAAAACCAUGCAAAAAAUAAAAAUAGAGGCUUAAUAGCUAACAAUGUGUUGAAACAAGUGGGGUCAGAUUUUGAGAAUAUAAUGUACAGAAAAUUACUUCAAGGGGAUUCUAAAGAAAAAGAAGGGAUUCGCACGCGCAGAGUACGAACUUAUGAAGAGGCAGAACGAGAAGAUCAUGAUGAUGAUGAUGAUGAUGAUGAAAACGAUGAGUUGAUGGAUGAAAGUAAUUUAGACAAAGGUGACCGCGAAGGAAAAGAAUUGGGUCGAAAUAUUGGUUCAGACGAUGAUUAUGAUUAUGAUGAUGAUGAUGAUGAUGAUGAUGAUGAUGAUGAUGAUGACGAUAAUGAUGAAAAUGCAAAAACUCAAGAUUCAGCUCAAACCGAAAAUGAGGAUGACGCCGAUAAUGGCGUUGACUAUGACAAUCGUUCUGGUGGUAACGACGAGUACAUGAGCGACGAGGAUGAAAGUCGUGCGAAAACCCCUAGAUACCGUAGCCUUGGAAGACGUGGUUUGGUAAAUUCGAGGAGAUAUCCUAGUUCCAGAUCGCCACUGCGCUUAACCAGAGAAAUGAAAUUGAAUAGAGAAACCCCCUUAUCAUCAACCUUGGCACCUGACAGAUAUCUAUAUGAACGUUUAGCCCGGCCAGGAAACGAAUUCAUGCCAUUGGAUCCAUCACUAGUUCCCAAUUCACGAUUCUCACAAUUCUUAGGUGAUGUGAGAUCACGUGGAAGACGGUUGUUGCAUCAUCAGUAUCUGGCUCGAGAAGGCCCUAUUUUUGAAAGAGUAACAGGUAUGGAAGUUGAUGGUGCAUCAAGAUACACCGAGGAGCCUCUGUACGGGUUGUCAAUGCCACCUACAUCCACAACAGCAUCAGCAUCGAUUACUGGAUCUGGUACACCUUAUGCUUCAUUACGAGGUUAUCACAACUCGGCUGCUAAUUCUACUACUGCUGCUGCUGCUGCUGCUGCCGCUAAUACUAAUACUACUACCACUACUACAACAGAUCUGAUGAAAAGAAAUUAUGGUUUACUUCUCCCAGUGCAAAAUUUAGCUGCUAAGUGCAUGUGCGAGUUAGUCAAUAUUGAAGCACAAGAAAAGUUAUUGGAACAGGUAUAA
Lodderomyces elongisporus is the source of this 2229-nucleotide messenger RNA. It is a transcript of the gene JAB1, whose product is annotated as COP9 signalosome catalytic subunit. NCBI's taxonomy places the organism in Eukaryota, Fungi, Ascomycota, Pichiomycetes, Serinales, Debaryomycetaceae. The record is from RefSeq and is a predicted model, not a curated record. Bases 1 to 2229 code for a protein of 742 amino acids. Gene Ontology annotation, cellular component: COP9 signalosome; cytoplasm. The transcript has a single exon. Gene Ontology annotation, molecular function: metallopeptidase activity; deNEDDylase activity; protein binding. Gene Ontology annotation, biological process: protein deneddylation.